This is a messenger RNA of Carassius auratus (goldfish), 2632 nucleotides long. Its product is annotated as peroxisome proliferator-activated receptor gamma. The record is from RefSeq and is a predicted model, not a curated record. Gene Ontology annotation, biological process: fatty acid metabolic process; negative regulation of cholesterol storage; positive regulation of transcription by RNA polymerase II. Lineage: Eukaryota; Metazoa; Chordata; Actinopteri; Cypriniformes; Cyprinidae. The transcript has 7 exons. Bases 233 to 1705 code for a protein of 490 amino acids. Gene Ontology annotation, cellular component: nucleus. Gene Ontology annotation, molecular function: DNA-binding transcription repressor activity, RNA polymerase II-specific; RNA polymerase II cis-regulatory region sequence-specific DNA binding; zinc ion binding.
GUGCACGCGCUCUAGGCAGGCAGCUCGCGAGGGUUUGGGACAGCGUCACUGGAGCUCAGAGCUCCGAUCAUCAGCUGCUCUGUCUCUGUCUCUGUCUGUCUCUGUCUGGAGCUCACACCGAGCUCAAGCUGUGACUCUCACACUCUACAGAACACACACAGGAGGAACUGAACACCUCCAGAGACCCCUACAGGUCAGUGCACUUCAAGACCACCUCUAGUGAGCAGCAGAUAUGGUGGACACACAGACGUAUGCCUGGUCCAUGGGAUUCGGCCUGAGCGCUCUGGAGCUGGACGAACUGGACAACAGCUCACACUCCAUGGACAUGAAGCCCUUCUCCACGCUGGACUACAGCUCCAUCUCCAGCGUGGAGUAUGAUCCGAGCCCGGCGCAGAGCGAGACGCCGCACAUGAUGGACCUGACACACAUGUACAGCUACAGAGCGCAGGAGAACUACAGCGUGUACAGCGGUCAGGAGAACAGCUACAGACCACACAAUUCAAUCAAGCUUGAGCCCGAGUCUCCUCCUCAGGUGGAGAACAGUGUGUUGUUUUCUCGAGCUCAUGAAGACGCGUCCAGCUCAGCGCUGAACAUCGAGUGUCGUGUGUGUGGAGACAAGGCCUCGGGCUUCCAUUACGGCGUUCACGCCUGCGAGGGCUGCAAGGGAUUCUUCCGCAGGACCAUUCGUCUGAAGCUGGUCUAUGACCACUGCGACCUGCACUGCCGCAUCCACAAGAAGAGUCGCAACAAGUGCCAGUACUGCCGCUUUCAGAAGUGCCUGAUGGUGGGCAUGUCACACAACGCCAUUCGUUUUGGUCGAAUGCCGCAAGCCGAGAAGGAGAAGCUCUUGGCAGAGUUCUCUACUGACGUGGACCACAAGCAUCCCGAAUCUGCAGACCUCCGAGCGCUGGCCAGACAUCUGUACGAGUCCUAUCUGAAGUACUUCCCCCUGACCAAAGCUAAGGCCAGGGCCAUACUGUCAGGGAAGACCAGCGACAGCGCACCGUUCGUGAUUCACGACAUGAAGUCUCUUCUGGAGGGCGAUCAGAUGAUCAACUGCAGACAGAUGCCGUCGCAGGAGCUGCGCCUCAUGCACGAGGUGGAGCUGCGCUUCUUCCACAGCUGUCAGUCUCGCUCGGCCGAAGCCGUCAGCGAGGUCACAGAGUUCGCCAAGAGCAUCCCGGGCUUCAUCGGCCUGGACCUGAACGACCAGGUGACGCUGCUGAAGUACGGCGUCAUCGAGGUGCUCAUCAUCAUGAUGGCUCCGCUCAUGAACAAGGACGGCACGCUCAUCUCCUACGGACAGAUCUUCAUGACCCGCGAGUUCCUCAAGAGCCUGCGCAAGCCCUUCUGUGAGAUGAUGGAGCCCAAGUUUGAGUUCUCCGUCCGCUUCAACACGCUGGAGCUGGACGACAGCGACAUGGCUCUGUUCCUGGCCGUCAUCAUCUUGAGCGGAGAUCGGCCGGGUCUGCUGAACGUCAAGCCCAUCGAGGACCUACAGGAGACGGUUCUUCACGCUCUGGAGCUGCAGCUGAAGAUCAAUCAUCCCGACUCUCUCCAGCUGUUCGCUAAAGUGCUGCAGAAGAUGACAGACCUGCGUCAGCUGGUGACCGAUCACGUCCAUCUGAUCCAGCUGCUGAAGGACACCGAGGUGGACUGGAGCCUGCACCCGCUGCUGCAGGAGAUCAUGAGGGACCUGUACUGAUCUGAUCACACACUGUCCAGACAAACACAGCAGCACUGCGUACAGACCACAGAGAACACAUCUGACCAGACCUCACACACACGGACAUAAGAGUGACCCUCAGACGACCGCAGGUCUCACACCACACGACUGAGGAUUUACUCUCUCUUUUACCUGGAAAUAAACAUUCGAGUAAAAAAAAAAUAGUAAUAAUAUAUAUAUAUAUAUAUAUAUAUAUAUAAAGAUAAGACAAAAAUAAGGCAAGAUUAUCAAGGUAACUAGGCAAAUAUGAAUACAUUUAGAUGUAAAAUUAAUUGACUUUUUAUACAAAUGCUUGUUUGUUUUUGCUUCAAAUGGUCUUUUGGGACACAAGUCAUGUAGCAUAAUGUUUGAUUAAUAUUUUAUAUAUAUUAUAAUAUAAAAGAAUACAUAAUUUCUAAUUUAUAAUAUAUAUAUAUAUGCUAGUUUAUCAUGGUGGUUGUCACUGUUUUAUAUGAGAUGUAUUCUCAGACUUGUGGAAGCUGUUUGUCACUGAUUCAGCUUUGGUCAUGAUCAGAAUAUCUCACAUCCUGGUCUCUGUAAUAACUGAACACACUCACAGCACAAUCAUCAGACGGACCGGAGAGCUGGGGUUAGUCUCAAACUAUGCACAGUAUAUAUUUCCAUAUCUAUAUAUCUAUAUAUGAAAUAUAAGUGCAGCUGAUUGUAAUCACUGAUGUCUGUCUCAGGUCACAGGUCACAGGUCAUCUUGCUUGUUCAUGGAGCAAAUACAACACUUUCUAAAAGAUUAUUUUACAAACAUCUGCUUGUUUGCCUCAAAUUCUGAACUUAAACAUGUUGUCUUUUACAUAUAUGAACUUUUUUAAAAUCUGCAAGGGCUUGUGUUUUGCUUAAUUUUUCUCAGUCGGAUACAUUUUUUUCAAAUUAAUCUAAAGCCUUAAUUUUUUU